AUGGGUCGAGGAAUUCCCGUUGGACCGAAAGUUGGAAUAACCUUGAUACUAUGGCCACAAUUGUCCAGUUCCCUUCAGCUGACCAACCACUUGUAUAAUGAUGCUGAGUUUCCAAACACCUGUAAUAUUUGUUGGGGAUUGCAAGUGGGUCCACAGGGCACCACACUGCCUGCUAACACAAGUGCACCUUACUUGGCUUCCGAUGAGCCAACGAAGAAACAGUUAAAAAGCCCUACCAUGCAUGGUCAUGACACCCUCUGGCGUCAGCUGUGGCUUCUUGCAUGCCAUAAUUGGAAAGCGGACCAAGAAACACAACCAACAAGGAGCAAUAGUGUCCCGGCCACCCAGUGCUUAUCAGAGGAGUCAGCAGUACUUCCGUGGUGGCUUGUUUUCUCAGACCAUGUUGAAUUGAUGUGUGAGCUCGCAACAACAUUAAUUUUGGGAGUGGAGCCAUCCACUAAGAAGAUCACUUGGGACUUUUAUAAUAUUUUAAGUGACAGUAUCGUUCGAGUGGCAUGCAUAAUCCUUAUGUCCAGUUACAUAUUCGCUGACGCUAAUUGCAUGAUCAUCACCCUGCUUACACUGAAAAUGGUGUCAGAAUAUCAAACAGGGAGAAGAUUACAAUCUUCAUUUCCACAAAAAGUUCUUCAAGGUUCGCACGCCCUCAAGUGA
This is a messenger RNA of Dovyalis caffra, 672 nucleotides long. Lineage: Eukaryota; Viridiplantae; Streptophyta; Magnoliopsida; Malpighiales; Salicaceae. The record is from the annotation of a GenBank genome assembly.